This is a messenger RNA of Daldinia childiae, 735 nucleotides long. RefSeq lists its product as uncharacterized. Bases 1 to 735 code for a protein of 244 amino acids. The transcript is spliced from 2 exons. Lineage: Eukaryota; Fungi; Ascomycota; Sordariomycetes; Xylariales; Hypoxylaceae. The record is from RefSeq and is a predicted model, not a curated record.
AUGGCUGACAAGGUUUAUAUCUCCGAAACCCCUGAAGAUGUCAAAAAUGCGAAGGGCCUCCACCUGAUCACGCAGAAUACUCCGAACGGACAAGCCGUACAAAUUCUCCUAGAGGAACUUGCCGAGACAUAUGGCACAUCAUGGACAACUACACUAAUUGAUAUCUCGACCAAUGAGCAAAAGAAGGAAUGGUUCCUGAGAUUGAAUCCCAACGGGCGCAUUCCGGUGUUGGUUGACAACAACCAGAGCCCCCCUUUCACUGUUCAUGAGACGUCGGCUGAAUUAUGGUACUUAUUGCAAUCCGCAGAUAAGGACAAUAAGUUCGGCUUCGCAGAUGGCCUUGAGAGUAAUGAAGCGCUGCAAUGGACUUUCUUCUGGCACGGAUCUGGAGCCCCUUAUCAAGGCCAAGUAAACCACUUCACCCGGGUUGCACCCGAGAAAAUUGAAUAUGCCAUCAACCGCUUCAGGAACGAGACAUUGAGAGUUUAUGAGGUCCUUGAGAUCAGACUCUCCGGAAAGUACACCGGUGAGCCGAGGGAAUAUCUGGCUGGCAAAGGAAAGGGGAAAUAUUCCGUGGCAGACAUUAAGACAUGGCCUUGGGUUAAAGGAUGGGAAAGGAGUGGUUUCACCAAGCAGGAGACUGAGAAGUUCCCGCAUCUAUUACAGUGGAUUGACCGCAUUGCCCAGCGCUCCGCCGUCCAGAAGGGAAUCGGAGCCAAGUACAUCAAAUCUUAA